Stomoxys calcitrans (stable fly) is the source of this 1766-nucleotide messenger RNA. It is a transcript of the gene Scp1, whose product is annotated as sarcoplasmic calcium-binding protein, alpha chain. Lineage: Eukaryota; Metazoa; Arthropoda; Insecta; Diptera; Muscidae. Gene Ontology annotation, molecular function: calcium ion binding. Bases 143 to 712 code for a protein of 189 amino acids. The transcript is spliced from 6 exons. The record is from RefSeq and is a predicted model, not a curated record.
UACACAAAACUUGAGAGUAAACUUGAAUCCUGCCGGACUUGAGAUAGUGAUAUAAAAAAACCUUUCGUAAAAACUAAAGUGAACAGAAAAGUAACAGAAAAAAUAUAAAUUGUGUUAAAAAGAAUUCCAAUAAAUUCUCACAAUGGCUUAUUCUUGGGAUAACCGCGUCGAUUUUGUUGUUCGGUAUAUGUAUGAUAUCGACAACAAUGGCGUGCUCGACGAAAACGAUUUCCAAUGCAUGGCCGUGAGAGCCUGUGUGGUUGAAGGCAAAGGCGACUGCAGUGCCAAUCGUUUGGCCGAGUACAAGAAACUCAUGCAGAACUUGUGGGUUGAAAUUUCCGAAAUUGCCGACGACGACAAGGAUGGUAAAAUUUCCAACAAGGAAUUCAAAGAUGCCGUGCGCAAGACUUGCGUUGGAAAGAAGUACAGCGAAUUUCCCCAGGCCAUGAAAGCAUUUAUUGAAUCCAAUUUCAAAAUUCUCGACAUCAACAGUGAUGGCAUUGUUGGUAUUGAAGAAUACCGUUACAAUUGCAUUACAAGAAUGGCCGUUGACGAUGUAGCGCCCAUUGACAAAGCUUUUGAGUCCCUCUUGAAUGACGGCGAUAAGAAAGUUGGUGGUCUUAAUUUGGACCGUUACAAGGAGCUCUAUGCCGAAUUCUUGGGCAACACUGCCGAAAACCAUCCAGCCGUAUAUCUCUUUGGCCCCCUAUAAAAAGUAUCCGCCGCUAUCUACCAAUGUGUACGAACGAUGGUCACCCCAGCAACAUCAACAGACCCGGAAUUUGGAUGGGGUACCAACGUGAAUGUAAAUUUAAUUUUCAAAACAAAAAUACCAAUAAAUGUAAAUGUCUUCGCUGUUGUUCGACCCACAACAACAACAACAACAACACUAUGUAAUGUCCUACUAAGUUAUUAAUUAUUUGAUAUAAACAACUAUUUUUAAUGAGUUACUUUUACAAAACAAAAACACAACACAAUUAUUUUUAUUUUACUUUUUACUUUUAAUAAGACAUAAAAAUCCUAAAAAAAUGGUAUCGGAAUGUAUCUAAUGUGUAAAAUCACCUAAAACAACAACAACACAAAAUCAAUCAUCUUCAUCUCUGUUGUAGAAUCGUCUGAAACAAGAACAUAAAAUCAAAACAACACAUAAAGAAGCCUAGUUUGUUAACGAAAACAUUAACACAAAAAAAAACAACAAAAACCAAAACGAAGAGAAAAAGCCAAAAUAUCUGCUCUCCCACAAAAUUAAAAAAAAAAUAUGACAAAAGUCUCUCUCAAACUCUCUUUUAUUUGAAACUCGACGUGAAAUGGAAUAUUUAAUGUUUUUCAAAACUUUACAACACAAAACCAAAAAAAAAAAAAAAAAGAAUUCUUUAAUAAUUUUGUUUACAUUGGUUUUACAUUAUAAAGCCAAUACUAUAUUUUGUUAAUUAAUUGUUGCAACUUUCAUUUGUUCCGUUUGAUUUCAUACAACAAAAUAAAAAAAUGAAAAACAAAAAAAAAGUAAUGAAAGUGUUAAUAGUUAUAUUUUGUUAAUCAACGUUAAUGUUUCUUUUUUGUAACUGUAUUCAAAACAAAAAAUACAUAUUUCUAUAAUUAUAUACAUAUGCGAAAUGCAGUACCCACAUUAUAUACAUACAUACAAAAUAUAUUUAUGUAUACACAUCUAUUUAUUCUUAUGAACUACACUUAAAUAAAUGUUUGUAUCAGUAACGGUAAUGAAUAUAAACAGUAAUAAAAACCACCUUGAAAACAGCCAACAUUUA